Messenger RNA from Carassius carassius (crucian carp), 2746 nucleotides. RefSeq names its product leukemia inhibitory factor receptor-like. NCBI's taxonomy places the organism in Eukaryota, Metazoa, Chordata, Actinopteri, Cypriniformes, Cyprinidae. The coding region runs from base 176 to 2689 and encodes 837 amino acids. Gene Ontology annotation, molecular function: cytokine receptor activity; cytokine binding. The record is from RefSeq and is a predicted model, not a curated record. Gene Ontology annotation, cellular component: external side of plasma membrane; signaling receptor complex. Gene Ontology annotation, biological process: cytokine-mediated signaling pathway. The transcript is spliced from 15 exons.
AGGAAUGAUGAUAUGGAAGGCAACCCACUUUUUGUUCUGAAUAGGAUAUAUGCUGAUUUGCUUCAUGCAAUGAAAGGACAGGAGAAGAAGCUUAAGGACUAGGCAUGAAGCGUGGGAAAAAAUAUUCUCAUUAUUCAAUGAUCAACACUGAGGCCCAGAACAAGAAAGGCAUGAAAUGGAUUUUUUCAUCAGAGUCUGGCAGGUGGUCUUUUUUCUCCUUUUCAGCAGCAAAUUCUGUGACUGCUACAGAGUCAGUUGUGUUGGAAAGUUGAUAGUAGACUCAGAUGUCAUCCACCUGGGCUCCAACUUGACUGUAGGUUGCCAGUCGAACACUGAGCACUGUGGCAGACACUUUGCCUUAGUCUUCAAUGGACAGACCAUUUUCGAAACAAUUAAUUGCUCUGUAAUAAAAACACAAAUAGUCAUCAGUCAGCCCAGUUUUUGGCUACUCUGCAAGGUGAAGGAGGGAGACACUUGGCACACUGUUUGCGGUCAAGACUUCAAGGCUGGCUACCCUCCAGGUAAACCGAAAUUCAGCUGCCUCACAUACCAAAAUUCAGAGUAUGUAAACUGCUCUCUGAUGGUCACAACUGAGACAUAUUUAUUUACAAAUUUCACAGUGACAUUUCAUGACAGAACUUCCCAGUUCUUCCAGUAUGUGAUGAACAAAGAUGGUCAUGUCUCUAUUCCACGAUCACUGUUUGUUGAGAACAUGACAUACAAAGUCCAUGUAAGAGGUCACAAUGCAUUAGGAGAGUCACACUCUACUUUUAACUUCUCGAUAUGGGACAUUGUGAUUCCAGGCACUCCAGAGAUAACAAGAGUUGUGUUUGAAAAUGGCACUCUUUCUCCUGCAAUAUACUGGAAUACCUCGGAAGAUACACUGAAACCAAUUUUGAGGUUCAGAGAAGCACAUGAUGACCAGGACUGGGGCUUGGGAAGUGUGAAGGAGCUCCUAGAUGGAUGUAUUCUGAUGCAGGAAGCCUUAAAACCAUUGAUACCCUAUCAGUUUGAGCUGAGAGUAUGCGUUUCUUCAACAAACUGCAGCAUGUGGAGUCAUCCCUUCAAUAUAACCAGCCCGGGAAUUGCACCCUCACACAAACUUGAUGUGUGGAGAGUCAUCAGCAGAACCAGUCCUCAUGGACCUGUGAAUGUCACAGUGUUGUGGAAGCACUAUAGACCAGAAUAUGACAGUGGAGGUUUGUUGUAUUACAAGUUAUCUUAUAAAGAAGAAGGCAAGAUCCACGAACUGAAUUGCUCAGCUCGUGUCAAUCAUCAAACUCUUCAGCUGAACACAGCCGCGGUUAAUGUCAGUGCUGUGACAGAAGCUGGUGCCUCCCCGCCUGCUCCUGUAAGCUUGACAUAUACAGGUAAACCAGCCCCCAUGAUAACACAUUUAGGUUCAGCAGCAGGGGGCAGUGUGCUUCUAGCAUGGGAUGUGUCUCAGUACAGUGAGGAGCUGAAGGGCAUUCUGGGUUUUGUUGUGCAGUGGCAACAGAGCCCAGUGCACUUAGAAUGGAAGAGAUUAGGAAAAGAUUAUAAUUGUACGUUUCUAGAAGGAAUGCGAGCCGGAGUCCUGUAUAACAUUUCAUUAUAUACUGAAGAAGCCAGUGGAGUUUCAGACCCUGCAUUUGUUCAGGUUUAUGCAAAGGAAGAGAAGCCUCAAGCUGGUCCAGAUGUAUCUAUUACCACUAUAGGGGAAAACCUGAUUUUGAUCCGAUGGGAAGAGCUCAACCAAGAAAAACAAAGGGGAUUUAUCAGAAACUACACCAUUUACUCCCAGAGACAUGUUGACAAGAGACUUCUUCAGAACCAAACUGUACCUUAUGCAUUUCCUAGAUCUUUGAGUUGGGAGCUGCAAGGCCAACAGGAGUGUUAUGAUAUCCUGGUCUCUGCAUGGAAUUCUGCUGGUGAAGGGCCGAAAGGACAACCUGCCACUUGCUGUUGUCCCAGCAAACUACCACACCAAACUGAUUCAUACAAGACAACAGGUGGAAUGAUAGCUGGAAUUUGUUUGGCUGCUGCUGUUCCUAUGGUGAUCCUGGCCAACCUGAUGUACAUGAAAUGUGUGCGGCAGAGAAUGAUGAAAAUGUGCAUGUCCAUCGGAGUCUCUUGGAUUUUCGAAAAUCUACCUAAAUUUGAUAACAGCUAUGCUAUAAAACUACUAAAGGAUGACAGCUAUGGCCCUUGGGGAGCUCUUCCUGGAGACAGCGAUCCUCCCUUAACUCCCGUUGAGGAAGUCAGUCUGUCUUUGGAGAGGCAAGACUCUUAUCCAACGGUGCUUCAUGUCACAGAAAUGCCAACAACAGACCAGUUUUGCAUUGAUUCUCCUUAUAAACCUCAGCUAUUGACAGCUUCACAGAGAAAUGAAGACUUCUCUGAGAUAACAGAGGAAGAGCUAAAAGAGGAGGACCAAUUCCCUUUGUUGGUGUCUCCAUCACAUCAUGACUUCAGCUGGGAUUUACCCUGUAUUCCCGUGAUACAUGGACGUCUUAAUAGCUUCUUAGCUAUGGAUGGAGCGCUAGGAUCUUUGGGCAUUCUUGAAGACCUUCUCGCUCCCCCUCAGACAGUCUCCAGUAAGGAUGGAGAAGUAGAAGAGAAUGAGAGGGUUGUGGAAACAGAAGUAAAUCAGAGCACUUUCACAAGUCAAACUGUACUACCCAUACUCCCCACAAAGGCUUUGUCAUAGUUUUUCAUUUCCAGAAUAGGGUUAGGCACAUUUUUAACAAAUAUCAUGUGGCAAGAU